Messenger RNA from Tachyglossus aculeatus (Australian echidna), 802 nucleotides. RefSeq names its product small integral membrane protein 26 (gene SMIM26). Lineage: Eukaryota; Metazoa; Chordata; Mammalia; Monotremata; Tachyglossidae. Bases 34 to 342 code for a protein of 102 amino acids. The record is from RefSeq and is a predicted model, not a curated record. The transcript has 2 exons. Gene Ontology annotation, cellular component: mitochondrion.
GCCAAGGGGACGGGGAAGAAGGGCCUAAGUGUCAUGGACGGCCCGAGGGCCGUGCGUUGGUACAGGAGGAUGGCUGUGCUGUACGCCAUGGGGGCCUGGACCACCCUGGGCUCCGCCUUCCUCUUACACUGGAUGCGGGCCCAGUCCCAGUCCCAGCCCCAGCCGGCCCAGACAGGCGACGAAGAGGAGGGAAAAGAAGAACACCCGCCCGAUAUUCCCGAUCCCAGGAAAGGAUUUUACGUGGAAACAACCUUCACUUACAGAGAAAACUUCGUGCCGUAUACCACCAGGAUCUUCAACCUGUUGAAAUCGCUGACCGGCGGGCCCGGCCCGGCGGAGUAACCUCCCCCGGACUGUGGAAAUCACAGCUCCCCGGGCGGGGAACGAUUUAUUUAAUAACGACGACGGAAACGAUUUAUUUAAGAAGCCGGUUGGAAAAGGGAACGUGACCCUCUGCUGUUGAAAUUACGACGAGAGGGGCCAGCGCGGGCCGGGAUACCGAGUCCGGCUGUCCGUCCGUCCGUCCCGAGCCGAGAUCGGGGGGCGUUCCCCCCGCUUCCCUCCGAAGACUGGCCGGGCCAAGGCCCCCGCUUUCGACUGCCAAGACGGACGUUGUCUCUCCGUCCGCCGUGGGUGGCCUUUCCUCGGGGAAUUCGCUCGGAGUUUCAUUAAAUUGGUUAUCCCGCGGCUACGGUUGCCGUAGACUUGUUGUAACGUUCCCCGUCUCCCCGUUGAGUUUCAGCAGAGAAGCAGCGUGGCUCAGUGGAAAGAGCCCGGGCUUUGGAGCCGGAGGUCCUGGGUU